Molecule: messenger RNA, 617 nt
Organism: Onthophagus taurus
Lineage: Eukaryota; Metazoa; Arthropoda; Insecta; Coleoptera; Scarabaeidae
Product: sporozoite-associated mosquito saliva protein 1-like
Source: RefSeq, a predicted model, not a curated record
GAGAAUCGUUUAUCAAAAAUGAAGGUCUCACGUUAUGUUUUAUGCGUUUUUGCAAUUACUUCGUGCUUGUUUAUUAAGAGUACUUUAUCCUGUAAUGGGUACGCUUUAAAAGUCAACAGCAUUAAAAAUUGUCGUGAAAACAACGUGAUACGUUUAGACGAAACAUUUUCUGUAACUUUGGACAAAAAUUGUAAUUUAAUCCCUAAAGGAUGUGGAGUCACAAAAGCUUUUAAAACGUUGAAUGUGAAAUACACAUUUACGAAACCACCAAUGGCUCCUUUAGAAGGUACUCUUAAUGGUUGUGAGCUGAUGGAGAGUAACCCAACAGUAGGAAUGUUACUCUCCGCUUUUGCUUUACCAACAAAAUGUCCUGUUAAAGCGCAAAAAAUUUGCGUGAAUGGAGAUAAAACAUUAAGUAUCAGCAAAUAUAGAAUGCAACUUGGGUUGAUAGCAGGAAAUAUGAAGCUUAAGAUAGACGGGAAGCACGACACUGGAAAUACAUGUCUCCUGUUAGAUUUAUCACUAAACAAAAAAUAAUUUUUCACUACGUUUGAGCCAAAAAAAUUGAAGCAAUUUGUAAUUUUAAUUAAUUUUUGAAAUAAAAACACUUUAAAAAC